Messenger RNA from Salvelinus sp. IW2-2015, 2507 nucleotides. The record is from RefSeq and is a predicted model, not a curated record. NCBI's taxonomy places the organism in Eukaryota, Metazoa, Chordata, Actinopteri, Salmoniformes, Salmonidae.
GAGCAUAUACCCUCAGACGGAGAGAAAAUGAAUCAAUCCGAGCCAGAGUACAUAACUUCAGGCAGAGAGAAACCGAAUCUAUAUGCGAAUAAACAUAUACCCUCAGACAGAGAGAAACUUAAUCUCACCGAGCAAGAUAAUAUACCUUUAGGCGGAGAGAAACUAAAUCAAUCUGAACAAGAGUAUAUACCUUCAAACGGAGAGAAACUGAAUCAAUCCCAGCAAGAGCAUAUACCUUUAGGCGGAGAGAAAAUUAAUCAAUCCGUGCCAGAGUAUAUACCCCAAGGCAAAGAGAACAUGAAUCAAUCUGAGCAAGAACAUAUACCCUCAGACAGAGAGAAAAUUCAUCAAUCCGAGCCCAAGUAUAUACCUUCAAACGGAAAAAAAACUGAAUCAAUCACAGCAAGAGCAUAUAACUUUAGGCAGUGAGAAACUCAAUCAAUCCGAGCAAGAGAAUAUACCUUCAGACAGAGAGAAACCGAAUCUAUAUGCGCAAGAAAAUAUACCCUCAGACGGAGAGAAAAUGAAUCAAUCCGAGCAAGAGAAUAUACCUUCAGACAGAGAGAAACUGAAUCAAUCUGAAGAUCRGUACAUUCCUUCAGGCGAAGAGAAACUGAAUCAGUCUGAGCAAGAGCAUAUACCUUCAGGUGAAGAGAAAUUGAAUCAAUCCGAGCAAGAGACUAUACCUUUAGGCGGAGAGAAACUGAAUCAAUCUGAAGAUCAGUACAUUCCUUCAGGUGGAGAGAAACUGAAUCAGUCUGAGCAAGAGAAUAUACCUUCAGGCGAAGAGAAACUGAAUCUAUAUGAGCAAGACCAUAUACCCUCAGACGACGAGAAAAUGAAUCAAUCUGAGCCAGAGUAUAUACCCUCAGGUGGAGAGGAUCUGAAUCAAUCUAAGUCAGAGUAUAUACCCUCAUGUAGGGAGAAACUGAAUCAAUCUGAGCCAGAGGAUAUACCCUCAGGUGGAGAGAAACUGAAUCAAUCUGAGCCAGAGUGGAUUUCCUCAGAGGUUAUGUAUUCAAUGCACUCUAGGAUUCGAAUGACACCUGAACACACAUCUCUUAGAGAAAGUUCAGUAGAAAUAUCCAAAGCCGAAUAUUUGGCUCAAGGUAAGGUCUUCAAUGGGGAACUGGGAACUGAAGCUGUACCAGACAAAAUAGAAGGAGAGGAUGACCAGAACCUUUCUAUGCUGACUCAUGCAGACUUCACUGAAAGCCAUUCUAUCUACAGCAGUUUAAACAGCAGGCCUGAGAGUCAAACCAAUAUGAACAACUCGGAUAUAGAAGAGUCCAACAGCACAGAUGAUGAGUCUCCAAAUGCAAGCCAGUAUUUGCAACCUGCCAACGAAGCAAAUCUAACUGCAGAUCAGGAAGACUUGUUAGAUGUGGCGGUCUCUCACUAUGAGGAUUGCAAUGCUCUUAUAGAACAUUCUGCAGAGGAGGUCACUAGCUAUCAGGCAAGUCAUGAAUGUCUACAGACAGACAAAUGGGAAGUCUUAGAAAGUCCAAACAAACACCUGGAAUCUGGAGAUCCUUUUGCAGGUCACAAGAGAGACUCAGAGAGAUCAUCCAAAACUGACAGCAAAGGCCGGGACCGCCACAGCUUCCUCAGCUCUGGUGUACACAGCAACUUCUGGGGUUCCAAUCUGGAGACAGAAGCCCCCUAUCAACCAGAUGAGCCAUAUGACCAUGUGACCGAGCUACCCAAUCAGAACCUGGCCUUGGCUGAUAACCUAUCCUGGGUGGAUUUGGAAUCCACAAUCCACAAUCCACAAUCCAAUUGGAACACAAAGAUGGACAGUGACACACCUAAAGCUUCCACCCUUGAAGAAGAGGACAAACAGAUGCCCUCACAGGUGAAGCAGCUGGUGUGUAGAGAUGUGGUAGAGGGUGUGAAUGUUACUUCUGAAGGUUCUGAAGAUGAGGGAGACUCCAGGUCAUCUGGGGAAGAAUAGGAACAAUUUCAGCAUAGUUUCUAUAAGGAGUAAAGUAGAAGUAACAAGUGUUAUUGAGAGUGUAAUACUAUUUACACUUUACAGGCUUUGAAUAUGAGCAUUGAUUCACAUUGAUCCUUACAGUGAAAAGUAAAUGAAAGGAUUAUUUCAUCCAAACAUGAAUGUACUAUGUCACAGAAUGUCAUGACAAUUCAGUGCUCUCUGGAAUCCUUGGGAUGUUCCUACCCUAAACCCUAACCUUAACCCCUACCCUUACCUUAACCUUAACCCUAACUAUAACCAUGACCCUUACCUACACCAUUUAAAAUGUCAACUUCAAUGGGGUAGGGACGUCCCAAGGAUGCGAGAUAGCAUGGACCGUCAAAUAUUUAUGCUGUUUUCAAAAACCAAAGUUGUGCCUUGGUGCACACCCUGCUGACACUAACCACCAGUGUACCUACUCCAUUUCAAGAUAUUGAGGGCCAUUUUUGUAAGUUUUACAAAUUUAUGUUUGAAUAGCCAUGUUUCUAUUGUUUUUAUUUUAUUAAAUUUUUAUUUUAUUAUUUUUAUUACA